AUGACUUGGCUUGCUCCUCUUCUCAUCGGGUUACUUACCCCGGCUGCUGUGACCAGUGCACCGACACUGGCCACUCCUGACUUUUCGACCGGCGAUUUCGUCUACCUGGGAAAUGGGCAAUACGAAAACCAAACCGCUAGUAUCAUGGCCGUUGAUCCUCCAAAGGCCUUGCCCCUAAAAGCGACAGCAAAUGACCUGAGAUGGCAGCCAUCCAUGGAUUUCGACACCGAUGGCUGCUAUAACGUCCCCGCCAUUGAUGCAAACGGUCAGAUUUCGGCCGGUCUGCCUUACCAGUGGACGAGCCUUGCGGGGGAUUGUCGCGAGGCGUCUGAUCUGGAUAAUAACAAUGUCUAUUCCCGGCAGCGCUGUAACAACGGCUGGUGCGCUUAUAUCUAUGACUACUACUUUGAGAAAGAUGUUGCUGUUGCGUAUAUUGGCUUCUUGAGCGGGCACCGUCACGAUAUAGAGCAUAUCGCGGUUUGGGUGAAGGACGGAGUUGCCCAGUACGUCGGGGCCAGCCAGCACGGCAACUAUGAGAUCCGGGCUGCAUCUGACGUGCGAUGGGAUGGUGAACACCCUAAGAUGGUCUACCACAAAGACGGCUCUAGCACGCACUGCUUCCGUUUCGCUACCGAGAAGGACGACGCUAUAGAAAACCACAAAGGGGUGUGGUUCCGCGGUGACCUCGUCAGCUGGAAUGGCUUCCCAUCUGGAAUCCGUGAUACCCUGAUGAACUAUGACUUUGGCACUGCCAACUUUGCUAUCAGAGACGCCAAGUUCUCCGAUGCCCUGACCAAGGCGCUUCCAAGCGGCAUCACCUUUGAUGUGAAUCUGGAUGAUGGAUCUCCUGGAGAUCCGUGA
Clonostachys solani is the source of this 861-nucleotide messenger RNA. The record is from the annotation of a GenBank genome assembly. NCBI's taxonomy places the organism in Eukaryota, Fungi, Ascomycota, Sordariomycetes, Hypocreales, Bionectriaceae.